AUGGCUCCGCAACUAGCGUAUGCCUGUCAUGAUCCAUUGACUGGAAUUCAUGCCGAUACCGAUCCUUACUUGGACAAAAUCGGCGGUAUUCCUGUUCUUCCGUCUCUACUAUCGAAUCCUGAGCUUUUUUCAUUUCUUGUUUGUCCAAAUCAUCACCCUUUGCUUCUCAUUGCACAACUUUGGGCAAAAUCAACCUCACAUUACGAUCGCUUUCUUUACAUCUUUGGUUGUAACAAUGUGCAUUGCUCUUCAAAUUCAUCUAGCUGGAAAGUAUUUCGGUGCAUUAGGCCGGCUGCACCUGUAGCCAAUCUUGCAUUAAAACAAGAUACUUUUAAAAAAGAAAUUCCAGCUAUACCAUCAACUCACAAGUCUUCAUUUAAUUUUGGAUCGGACUCCAUAAAUCAAUGGGAUGAUGAGAAUGAACCAGAUCCAGUAGCUACUGUUACGACGCCAGCCUUCGAGUCCAUUUCAACCACAAAAUCAGAUUCAAACCUAUUCAACUCACAGAAAGAAUCAGUAUUGGUAGAUAUGCUGGCUCUACUCAAACUACGAAACGAAAACUACAUCAAACCACAUUCAUCACAUCAAUCUCCAAUUGUAGAUGCGAAUGUACUUGAUAUGACUAUGGAGCAUACAGAUUCAAUCACGCCAUAUUGUCCAAUUCCACAAUCUAUGCAAGAUGCUGCCUUUCCUGCCUUUUCAUUAGAGUUUGAUACAGAGCCGAAUCAGUCUGAAUUGUUUGAUCAUGAACUGCGUCUACUACAGGAAUACCAAAGCACAAACCCCUCUGACGCUGCAUGUUUGGCUCGUUUUACCAACCAAAAGUCUGAUCUUUUAUCGAAAAAAAACCCUGCACGGGAUGAAAGCAGUCAUAGUUCUGCUUUGGACGAAUGGGCUGGUGAGCAAUACGAAUCUAUGGGUCUGGGAGUGGAUAAGUUAUUUAAACGAUUUCAACGCACAGUAGCCAUGGCUCCAGAGCAAUGCAUCAGAUACGAGUUUAAAGGAUCUCCAUUGUGGUACCAGAUGGAUACAGUACAAUCGCAGAUCUCAUCUAAUCACAUCCCUUUAUGCGAGAAAUGUGGAGGCAACCGAGUUUUUGAGUGUCAACUCAUGCCAAAUAUUCUUAGCAUACUUUCUGUAGAUACCCAUCAGUCAGUUGUCAAUACUACUCAUGGUUCUAAUGAAACAUCCAAAGAACUUUAUGCAAAACUUGGACUGGGAAUGGACUAUGGAUCGGUCUACAUUUUUGUAUGUGAAAAUGACUGUGAUGGUUCCAAUUCAAGUACUGAUGGUAAAAAGUAUACGCUUGUGUCUGAAUACGUAGUGGUGCAAGCCGACACCACAAUGAAGAUGUAA
This is a messenger RNA of Batrachochytrium dendrobatidis JAM81, 1356 nucleotides long. RefSeq lists its product as uncharacterized. The transcript is spliced from 3 exons. Bases 1 to 1356 code for a protein of 451 amino acids. NCBI's taxonomy places the organism in Eukaryota, Fungi, Chytridiomycota, Chytridiomycetes, Rhizophydiales. Gene Ontology annotation, cellular component: cytoplasm. The record is from RefSeq and is a predicted model, not a curated record.